Melanotaenia boesemani (Boeseman's rainbowfish) is the source of this 1188-nucleotide messenger RNA. RefSeq names its product cytochrome b-245 chaperone 1 homolog. The transcript has 6 exons. Bases 157 to 756 code for a protein of 199 amino acids. Lineage: Eukaryota; Metazoa; Chordata; Actinopteri; Atheriniformes; Melanotaeniidae. The record is from RefSeq and is a predicted model, not a curated record.
GUUGAAGGGCCCAGGAAGGAAACGUCUCCCAUUCAGGACAGUUGGUUCAGUUGUUGCAAUCACAUGAAGACUUCCCUAUAUCUCAGUGCGCGCGUUUCCUGGUGCAAAGACUCUUAAAGUAAAUAUUCAAGGCAAACAGAAAAAGAAGAUUUUAAGAUGGGAUACAUGACAGUGGAAGAGCACAGUUCCACCCUGCUCCACCUCAAAAGAUCCCCGGGUAUCCGUUCUUGGUCUGUUCUAGUUGGUAUAGCAUCUGUUGGGUUGGCAGCUGCAUACUACAGUUCAGACAGCUUCCUGUGGAAGCUCUUCUAUGUGACAGGCUGCCUGUUUGUGGCCAUGCAGAACAUGGAGGAGUGGGAGGAGGCUGUAUUUGACAAAACCAAGAACGAGAUUGAGCUCAAGACCUUCAGCUUGUAUGCAUUUGUUUUGACGUUAUGGAGGAAGGGACAAGAGAGGGUUGUGUUGGAUCUGACACAGCUGUGUGAUGUCUGUGUCCAGGAAGAGAGGGUGCGUUACUUAGGGAGGGGUUACUUGCUAAUGUUGCGGUUAGCUGCAGGAUUCUCCCACCCCCUCACUCAGAGUGCCACACUGGGUGGACGAAGUGAUGUGGAAGCUUUAGGUGCCCUGCUGAAGCGCUUCCUGGGGCUGGAGGAGCUGCAACAACGCAAGCUGCAGGAGUACGAGGCAGAGUAUGGAGAUGACGAAGAAGAUUCUGUGGAUAGCACUGACUCAGAUGAUGAAGCUGAAGAGCAGUGAUGUAUGUGGGGUGUAGUCUAACUCAAAAUGGACUGACUUUGGGCAUUAUCUAAAGACACAUGCUCUCAAUACAUUUUUUUAACUCAAGCAUCUGAAUAGAUACUCCAGAUAUUCUUGCAUAUUUAAAAUAUUUGUUCUUCCAUGAAACAUGUUGUGGCCUUCUUUUAAUGAAUAUUAUGUCUCUUGAACUAAUUACUAUUUGUGAGUACACUCCAGACUUACUGUGCCUUCCUGCUGAGCUCCUAAUAAGUGUUUGUGUGUGAGACAAUGGAAAGUGCAUUUCCCAGAGUUUUCUGGGCCACCCAGCUUAAUUCCUCCUUCUUGCAUGUUUAUUUGUACCGAGUCUUAAACCCAGAUGAAUGCAUGUGCAAACUGUAACCAAGCAUGAAGGACUGUCUGAGCUCGAUCAAGAGUAAAUUAUGUGUGAAAUGA